This is a messenger RNA of Solenopsis invicta (red fire ant), 2126 nucleotides long. It is a transcript of the gene eIF4A, whose product is annotated as eukaryotic initiation factor 4A-I. Bases 123 to 1394 code for a protein of 423 amino acids. The transcript is spliced from 8 exons. Gene Ontology annotation, molecular function: RNA binding; RNA helicase activity; ATP binding. The record is from RefSeq and is a predicted model, not a curated record. NCBI's taxonomy places the organism in Eukaryota, Metazoa, Arthropoda, Insecta, Hymenoptera, Formicidae.
AGAAAUUAGUCACACCGGUGCUUUUCGGUGCGCAACGUGCAGCGCCACAGCGGCAGUCUCAAGAAUACUCCUCGUGACGCCACACGAGCUCUUCCUUUCCGCCGAACUCUCGCGAGUUGAACAUGUCGCAUACUGCUGAGAGAAGAAAUGAUGAUCAAUGGUCAGGGGAUUCAAAAAAUGGUCCUAGUGAAAGUGAACAACCCACAUAUGAUGGACCACCUGGAAUGGACCCCGAUGGCAUCAUCGAGUCCAAUUGGGAUGUUGUUGUGGAAAACUUUGAUGAAAUGAACCUGAAAGAAGAACUUUUACGUGGUAUUUAUGCUUACGGGUUUGAGAAACCAUCCGCAAUUCAACAACGUGCCAUCCUACCAUGUAUAAGGGGGCUCGAUGUUAUUGCUCAGGCCCAGUCUGGUACUGGAAAAACUGCAACGUUCUCAAUAUCAAUUCUUCAACAAAUAGACACUACUAUUAAAGAAUGCCAGGCCUUGAUCCUUGCACCAACCCGUGAAUUAGCUCAACAAAUCCAGAAAGUCGUUAUCGCUCUAGGAGAUUUCAUGCACGCGGAAUGUCACGCGUGCAUUGGUGGCACCAACGUUCGUGAAGAUAUGCGAAAACUGGAUCAGGGUGUUCACGUGGUUGUUGGUACGCCCGGUAGAGUUUAUGACAUGAUCAGCCGACGAGCACUUCGAGCAAGUAGCAUCAAACUUUUCGUGCUGGAUGAGGCCGAUGAAAUGUUAUCUCGAGGAUUUAAGGAUCAAAUCCAUGAUGUAUUCAAGCUAUUACCUAACGAAGUUCAGGUUAUAUUAUUAUCUGCAACAAUGCCAUCUGACGUGUUGGAUGUAUCCAAAUGUUUUAUGCGUAAUCCCAUUCGAAUUUUGGUUAAAAAAGAAGAGCUAACAUUAGAGGGUAUAAAGCAAUUUUUCGUUUACGUCGAACGCGAAGAUUGGAAAUUGGAGACUCUUUGUGAUUUAUACGAUACAUUGAGCAUUACCCAGGCCGUUAUCUUCUGCAAUACGCGACGUAAGGUAGAUUGGCUAACAGAGAGUAUGCAUAAACGCGACUUCACUGUUUCCGCUAUGCAUGGUGAUAUGGAACAGAAGGAGCGCGAUCUUAUCAUGCGUCAAUUCCGAACUGGAUCAUCUCGAGUUUUGAUUACCACUGAUCUUCUGGCACGUGGUAUUGAUGUACAACAAGUUUCUCUUGUUAUUAACUAUGAUUUACCUUCCAACCGAGAAAACUAUAUUCAUCGAAUUGGUCGUGGUGGUCGUUUUGGCCGUAAAGGUGUGGCCAUUAACUUUGUGACGGAAGAAGAUAAACGAACCUUAAAAGAUAUUGAGCAAUUUUACAACACUCACAUCGAUGAAAUGCCAAUGAAUGUCGCUGAUCUGAUUUAAGUCCGACUAUUGGCUAUAAUCCAUUAUAAUAAAAAAUAAUAAAAAGCAGUUUUGGACAGUCCAGAUGUGGGCGACAUAUUUUUGGAAAUAAAGACCAGAUUUCCUGAUUCAAAAUCGAAGUUUUGUAAAUCGAUUACCUCUCUAAACUCCUGCCUUUCGCGUAGGACACAAUAGUAUAUGUAUAUUUUCUCUUUUGCUUUUUUAUACUUUUACAUUCUUAUUGAUAAUAGAAGAUGAGUUCUUAGAUUUUUUUAUAUUUGUCAAUAAAAUUCUUUGCAAAUAUUCUUUAUCGCAUAUUCAUAAGUUCCUGUGCACUUAUCAAUAUUAAAUAUUAAAUUGAAAUAUUAUCUGCCUUGUGAGAACUUUUGUAUCGUGUCUUUACAAAAUUAUUAAAAAUAUUGCGAUAUCAUACUCUAUUGUCGUCAUUAAUCGUAAAUUUGCAAAAGUGUUAAUGAUAGUUUUCGAAAAUUUGAGUGAGUAACAUUUUAUAGCUACUGAUUUGUGGAUGCAUUAACACUAAUUACUCUUACUCGCGCAUACAAAUGCGGCUUAUGUUAAUGCAAAAUCACCUUAAAUUUCCGAAAACUAGUUCUUUAAAAAUACUGUAAAUAUUAUAUAAAUGGACUUUGAGGGAAUGGACCAUGUGUGUCUAUUGUAUUUAUACAUCAUAUAAAUACUAUUUAUGAUUGAACGUAUAAACUGAAUACAAUAAACGUGAAUGUGAAUCCUUUA